GUCAACAAUCAGAAUGCUCGACAUGUUACCACAGACGACAGAAACAAAAUGGAAGUCGCAGCUUCACCAUAUCUAGAUUCAAAUUCUGGGUUAAAGGAAUUUCGCGAUCAGCUGAACGAAAUUAGGGAACAAGAACUAUUUUGUGAUGUGAAAAUCAGACUGAACAAUGGUGAAAAUUGUACUCUUUCUGUGCACAGAGCCAUUCUGGCAAGCUGCAGUCCAUUUUUCAGAUCUCUUUUCACGUCUGCCAUGGCGGACUCCAAGAAGGUGGAGAUUCUUCUUCCAGAAAUCUCAAAAGAAGAGAUAGAGACCAUAAUACAGUUUGCGUACACGAACCAAGUUGAUCUGUCACCAGAUACGAUAGAGUCAAUUUUCAUCGCAGCAGACAGACUUCAUGUAUUGGGACUUCUAAAAUUAUGUGCUAAUUACCUUGAAGAAAAUGUCGACCCAUUAAAUGCUGUUGGUGUUUACAGACUUGCGCACCAUUGUCACUGCAGAUUUCUGGAAGUUCGGGUGGAGAACUACAUUGUGACACACUUUGAUCAAGUUUGGAAAGAAAGUGCAGAAUUCCUGCAGUUGCACAUUAACGAGUUGUUGCCUAUACUGCAACACAAUCGGUUGAAUGUACCCACAGAAAAUAUGGUGGUCCAGGCUUCUAUGAGAUGGGUACAUCACUAUCCAAAACGAAAGAGACAUUACUAUGAUCUGCUAGCAACCGCCAGAUUAGGAAGAUGUGACAAAUUUUUCAUCGAAGACGUUAUUUUGAAGAAUAAGACAAUUAUGGCCCAAAAAGCCUGUCGUGAUUUGGUCUAUAAAGCUUAUGCUAUGAGCCAAUUCACUUUGCUACAAAAAACUCAGAAUUAUCUGAAUGCUCCGUGUUACAUGUUAAUGCCCAGAAAUCCACAUGGAGUGAUCUUCAUUCUUGGUGGUUGGACGAACGAUAGUGUUUGUGGACAUAUGGAAUCGUAUGAUAAUCGGGUUGGUAGGUGGUACUCCUUAAAAACGACGGUGGAAGAAAAACCGUUGGCCUAUCAUGCCCUUGUUACUCAUGGACGUUUUGUUUAUGUAAUCGGGGGCUUUACAACAGCUACAUGCUUGAACACAGUCAAACGAUGGGAUCCACUUGAAGAGCAAUGGGAAGUCAUAGCUAACAUGCAUGAUAAAAGAUGUUAUGUUGGUGCAGCUGCUAUUGAUAAUUAUGUAUACGCUUGUGGAGGAUUUGAUGGAGAAACAAGACAUAGUUCUGCUGAAAAAUACUGUCCACAAAAGAAUCAAUGGUGCUACAUCGCUCCGAUGAGAUCGAUCAGAAGUGAUUCUGGUGUUUGUGCCCUCGAUGGUCUUCUGUACGUCUGUGGUGGUUUUGAUGGUGGAGCAUGUUUGAUUAGCACAGAAGUUUACUCCCCAAAAACAAACCAAUGGACAAUGAUUGAGGACAUGGGGAUACAUAGAAGCGGGGUAGCAGUUGCUAGUUUUGAAGGCUAUAUUUAUGUCCUUGGUGGUUUUAAUGGACUUCAAAGAUUAGGCUCAGUGGAGCGGUAUCAUCCCGCCACUAAAAAAUGGUCGACAGUGAAUGGCAUGUCCCAUUCUAGGAGUAACUUCGCCAUAACAACUCUUGAGAGGAAGAUUUAUGCUAUUGGUGGCUUUAACGGUACGUCAACAAGCAAUACCGUAGAAUGUUACGAUAUAGAUAAAGAUGAAUGGACGACAGUAAAAAAUCUAGUUGUAGGACGCAGUGCUACUAGCGCCUGUACCGUAUAUGGACUACUAAAUGUCAUGGAUUAUACUUUUUUCACGAAGGACUUACCUUACCAGCAACGCUCUAACGCGAUAAGCACCAGAGUAUAAUAAUAUCCAGCUAUCCGAUUCAGCUAGAUACAAGUUACGGCAUUAGGACCAUGACGUUUUCUAUGGUUUGCUGAGAAACUAAGCUUAUUGAGUCCUUGCAAGCCUGAUAUAUACAUGCACUAAGCCUUUACUUAGAAGACGUUGGUGCUGUUACAUCCUGAAUAUGUUUUUGGUACAACUGUCAGCAACAUUGGUAUUUUUGGAAGAUCCAAGGUCUUCCGUACCGAUAUUCUCAGCAACCCAAGUGAUAUACGCCUAUGCGUCAGAGUAAAAAAAAAAAUACAAGCUGUCGUUCAUGAUAGACUGCAUCUCCAAGUAUUUUAACCCACUGGUAUCCGUCUUUCAUCAGCGGAUAGGAAGAUAUCCUCUGAUGGAAGUACAUGUACUCAACUCACUGUUUAAUAUUCAUUCACCAUCAGUCUGAAGGUGUAAUACGUUCGAUAGUGACGAUGUUAUCUGAGAGACGCAAGAAACAGUAAGCAACAGAUGUUACCUGGUUUGUGAAUUUUGGAAGAGAAAGUAAUUGUGCAAUAAAUAUCAUAUAUUUAUCUAAAUCUUUUGUCUUCACCAGAAUCUUUUGCAUCAUCUAAAUAUCGCAGCAAAGGGAAACCCAAGUGGAUGAAAUAGUUCUUUUGUAGAAGAAAUAGAGUUUUGGUGUUAAUCAAAUGUGCAUGUUUGUUGCAAUAACUGCAAGGGCUCUUGGCAAAUAUAUUGUUACCAUUUUAGGACAUUGUAACAUUACACGUAUGAGAUACUGUCGAGGACAUCUUUAAAUGGCGAACAUUACAAAAUUUUACACGUC
Molecule: messenger RNA, 2647 nt
Organism: Lottia gigantea (owl limpet)
Lineage: Eukaryota; Metazoa; Mollusca; Gastropoda; Lottiidae
Exons: 4
Coding region: 49-1845 (598 amino acids)
Molecular function (GO): protein binding
Source: RefSeq, a predicted model, not a curated record